GGCUCCGAAUUGCCGUCAGUCAGUCGCGCACCGCGGGUCACACAAACCACUCAGCACCUCCAGCCGCACAAUCACUUAUAAAUCCCCAUCGCUCUCAGAUUGUGAUGCAGUGAGAGAAUGGCGACCGCCGCCGCCGCCGCCCUGCCCGCCCUGCUGACGGGCGCGUCGACCGCCGUGACCACCGCCGGUCUGUGGUUCGCACCCCUUCUGGUCGCCACGCUCGCCUACUAUCACUACGACCUCAUCGACCCUGAGUCCAGACCGAUUGACGCAGAGGUCGUCAAACCGAUCUACGACUUCAUAGUGGUCGGCGCUGGCUCGGCCGGCGCCGUCGUCGCAAACAGAUUAUCAGAAAUCGACGAUUGGAACGUGUUGCUGUUGGAAGCUGGUGGCGACGAGACCGAGAUUUCGGACGUGCCGGUGCUGGCGGCGUAUUUGCAGCUGAGCCAGCUGGACUGGAAGUACAAGACGGAGCCGCAGCCGAACGCGUGCCUGGGCAUGAAGAACCAGCGGUGCAACUGGCCGCGGGGCAAGGUGCUGGGGGGCUCCUCGGUGCUCAACUACAUGCUGUACGUGCGGGGCAACCGAUACGACUACGACUCGUGGCGCGACCUCGGAAAUCCCGGCUGGGGCUUCGACGACGUGCUUUACUACUUCAAGAAGUCCGAGGACAACCGCAACCCGUACCUCUCCAGGUCCAAGUACCACUCGUCGGGGGGCUACCUGACGGUGGAGGAGGCGCCGUGGCGCACACCCCUAGCCACCGCCUUCAUCCAGGCCGGCCAGGAGAUGGGCUACGAGAACAGGGACAUCAACGGCGAGUUCCAGUCGGGCUUCAUGCUGGCCCAGGGCACCACCCGCAGGGGCGCCCGCUGCUCCACGGCCAAGGCCUUCCUCAGGCCGGCCAGGCUACGCAAGAACCUCGAUAUCGCCAUGCACGCUCAGGCGACACGUGUGUUGAUCGAUCCGCUGACGAAGCACGCGUACGGCGUCGAGUUCUUCCGCAACGGAAAAAUGCAAGUGGUGCGAGCCAAGAAAGAAGUGAUCGUUUCUGGCGGCGCCGUCAAUUCGCCGCAACUGCUGAUGCUGUCGGGCAUCGGGCCGGCGCAGGAACUCAUCAAGCACAAGAUUCCCGUCAUCAAAGACCUGCCCGUCGGCGAAAACCUGCAGGACCACGUGGGUCUGGGCGGCUUCACCUUCCUGAUCAACCAGGAGGUGUCGCUGGUGCAGAACCGGUACGAAAACGUGCCUGCGGUGCUGCAGUACGCCAUGCUGGGCACCGGCCCGCUCACGGUCAUGGGCGGCGUCGAGGGCCUCGCCUUCAUCAACACCAAGUACGCCAACAAGACUAUCGACUUCCCAGACAUCGAGUUCCACUUCAUUUCCGGCUCGACAAACUCUGACGGCGGAAGGCAAAUCAGGAAGGCGCACGGCAUCACCGACGAACUCUACGAAAGGGUUUUCCGUCCGAUCGACAACAAAGACGUGUGGUCGGUGAUUCCCGUGUUGCUGCGGCCGAGGUCACGCGGGGUCAUCAAGCUGCGGUCGCGCAACCCGUUCGACUACCCCCUGAUCUACCCCAACUACCUGAGCGACCCGUUCGACAUGGCGACGCUGGUGGAGGGGGUCAAGUUCGGGCUGGCGAUGAGCAAGACCAAGUCGUUCCAGCGCUUCGGCAGCACCCUGCACCAGAUCCCCUUCCCGCAGUGCGUCAAGAGCACCAAGCUGUGGACGGACGAAUACUGGGCGUGCAUGGUGCGCCACUACUCGGUCACCAUCUACCACCCCGUCGCCACCUGCACCAUGGGCCCCGAGUGGGACGACAAGGCCGUCGUCGACCCUGAGCUCAGGGUGCACGGCGUCAAGGGCCUCAGGGUCAUCGACGCCUCCAUCAUGCCCCUGCUGGUCAGCGGAAACACGAACGCGCCGGUCAUCAUGGUGGCCGAAAAGGGCGCCGACCUCAUCAAGAAAGCGUGGAACCGAUUGUGAUUUAAACUCAAAGAAGGGUCUCGAAUCAACUAAGAAGGUUUAAAUUGUCAUCGAAGUAAUGAGAAAAAAGUUGAAGUUUUUUUUUAAGAAUUUCGUCUUGAAAAACAAAGAUGGCGAUUUUGACUUUUGUUGAGUUUCCAGACCCUUUAAUCUGCAGUUUCAUUUUCUCCGUCCAAGACUGAUUUGCUUUUAUAACUGCUGCGUGGCUGCGACUAUUUUAUAAUUUACCUGUUGAUGAGUGCGUGUGCUGACAAUUGCAUUAAAUAUUACAUUUUAAGCAUGACAACAACAUGCACAGGCUAUGACCACGGUUCUCAACUGCGCCCCAUUAUUGUACUUUAAUUGUGAAUAAAUAUCU
Molecule: messenger RNA, 2347 nt
Organism: Neocloeon triangulifer
Lineage: Eukaryota; Metazoa; Arthropoda; Insecta; Ephemeroptera; Baetidae
Product: glucose dehydrogenase [FAD, quinone]
Exons: 5
Coding region: 118-1989 (623 amino acids)
Molecular function (GO): oxidoreductase activity, acting on CH-OH group of donors; flavin adenine dinucleotide binding
Source: RefSeq, a predicted model, not a curated record